CUAUUGAGGCGGCGGCGUCUUGCUCCAGGGACUCUCCUCAGUGGCUUGUUAAGGUGCUUUCUUGCUGCAGUGCGUUGGCGGCGGUGCCUACCCGACCAAACCAGCUCCAGGACUUGAAGAUACUGGAAAUCUAAUUGGCUUCAAAUUCUUAUACAAGCCAGAAAAUGCAUAACCGGCGGGUAUGAGAGGUUAAGAACGCUCGACUUCCUUGCAAACCUUGGUACAGAUAACUUCCUUUUCUGUAGGUUGGAGUCAAAGAGCACAAUGAGUACAAGAAAGCGUCGUGGUGGAACAAUAAGUUCUAGACAAGCCCAGAAGCGAACCCGGGAAGCAACCUCCACCCCCGAGAUUUCCUCAGAAGCAGAGCCCAUAGAACUUGUGGAAACUGCUGGAGAUGAAAUCGUGGACCUCACCUGUGAAUCUUUAGAGCCCGUGGUUGUCGACCUGACUCACAAUGACUCUGUUGUGAUUGUUGACGAAAGGAGGCGGCCAAGGAGGAACACGAGGCAGUUGCGCCAGGAACAUGCUGACAGCUGUGUGGUCAGCAGUGACGAUGAGGAGUUGUCCAGAGACAGAGACGUGUAUGUGACCACCCAUACUCCCAGGAAUACCAGGGCUGAAGGAGCUACAGGACUCAGGCCCUCUGGUACAGUCAGUUGUCCGAUCUGCAUGGAUGGAUACUCAGAGAUUGUGCAGAAUGGACGUCUCAUUGUUUCCACAGAAUGUGGCCAUGUCUUCUGUAGCCACUGCCUCCGUGAUUCCCUUAAAAAUGCUAACACUUGCCCAACUUGUAGGAAAAAGAUCAACCACAAACGAUACCACCCCAUUUAUAUAUGAAGUGUUCAGAGCUGCUCAGGAGAGAUGGAUGGACGGACAGACAGCCAGCCUGGCUGGGUUCUCCACCUGGUAUCUGCCUCCAAUUUCCUGAGCUCAAGAAGACUACUUCAAAACCAACGUCUCAUAUGUAAACUGCUCUUUUGUUUCCAACCCCCUCUUAGAUUCUGUUAUCUCCUGUUUGAUGCUAUGGAGCUGGACUCGGGCCACAUUCUAUAUCUUUGCUCCUCUGGGGUGGUCCAGUUCCAGAGUAGGAGAAAGGGAGUCAGGCACAUUGGAAUUGAGAAUUGUGGUUCCAGCUUCUUUCCAGAACCUGGGAAAGAAGUUUCCCGUUUGGAAAGUUUGCUCCAGCUUUCUCGGGCAUGCUACCUUUCAUCCCAGGUGUCUGCCAGUCGACCAGUUUGCCUGCCACAUGGUGACCAAACCAGACAUGAUCUACCCAGCCCAAGGAUCCCACAGGUGCAAGAGUGGUCCCCUGAGGCCCCAGAAAGACCAACCACUGGACUUUUUUUUCUUCCCUCAAGAGUUAGAGGUCACCCGUGAUUCUGCCUGCACCUUAUCAUUGACAUGCAGUGAUUUCUGCAAAUCAAGAGAACCUCUGCAGGGCAAUCCCCAUUUCCUAAGAACGAAAAAGUGCAAUAAAGCCCGUUCUUUACCUACUUUUCAGCAGCCCAGGAGAUGUAGCACUGUUAGUGUCCUUCUCAGGGGCCUAAUGUCACCUGUGGAGCAGUGCCCAUCCCACCCUGUCUCUAUCAUCACCUGUCCUCAGGAACCUUAUCCAUGCAUGCUCCACAGUUUGCCUGGUAAAUAGGGCAGGCACGUGAUUGAGUGUCCUCUUGCUUUUCUGAUGAAAUCUAUCCUGUGUUCACCACAUGCCCCCUCCGGUCCUCAGUUCCUCAGUUCCCACUGCCUAGAGUCUGCCCAAGCAUAGACACUGGGAAGUGGGGCAGUAAUUGUGGCCUUAUCAGCCACUCACUUCCAUGGCUUUGCCCAAGUCACUGCUGUACCAUGUUUCAGAGAUCUUGGCCCACCUGACUUGGCAUUGACUUGGCUUUCUCAUCCACCCCCACCAGUUGACAUUUCAAAAGCUGCUCUUCUGGCCAGUUGAGCUUUGAUCCUUGGGCUUUUGACUGCUCCAUAGGUACUGGUUGGCAAAGAACGCUGGCUUAUCUCCCCUAAGGGGCCAAUGUAGCCUCUGCUCCACUCCAGAGGUGUGUGGGAGCCUCGGGUUCUCUAGGAAGCAUCAAGGUGGCCUAAGCUACCCCUGACAGCACAGGGCAUGGGGAUGGCUAGUAGAGGAGAGGCUUUGCAGUGCCAGCCUGCCUCCAUCUCUGCACCCCUCCUUCCUCAGAGGGCUUCAAGCCAAACCAACAGCCUUUUUGUGUGAAACAUCUUCAGGGUGGGAAAGGGGCCACUUCUGGCUUUGUUAGCAAUAACUGACCUUCAGUUUACCUUUCUGAAGGAGCAGGGACUCAGCACAGAAUUCACUUUAAACGGGGCUGAAGGACUGUCCCUUCUCUAUGUGAAAAGAAAAUAGUUUUAUUCUUCAUUCUGACUUUCUAACUGUUUGGCUCACUUUCAGUUAGUUUGAAUGAAAAUAAUAAUUUUCUACUUGGAGUUGAAGAGGGCAGGAGCAUCAGCUCCUCGUUGUGGUACGGAGCGCGUCUGCCCUCCUGUUGGACAUCAUUGCCGUUGCGUUCCCUCUGGGCUUCAUGGAGAUACUCUUAUGUUCAAUGAUACCCAGACUUCAGGAGCCAAGGCAGUCAUGCAGCCAGUCGACUGAUAAGUAUGGUGACACCCAUUUCAAGAUCUUUGUAAGUUUUAUCCUUAAAGACAACUUAAGUGGUUGAUCAUAAAAGUUGUAUUACUUCAUUCUAAAUUAAAUAGGUAAAAAAAAAAUGUGUGUUUAGUUUCUACUAUUCAGAAACUGCAAAUUAGGGAAAGGUUGUCAUGAAAAAAUCCCUUUCCCUUCCUCAGUGUACAUAAUUCAACUUUCUUUGUUACAUUUAAACUAUAUCCAUGGACAUCAGUCGUUUUUGGACUCCUCUGCUAGUGUUUGAGAUGGAAAUAAAACCAUUAAUUUGAACCAAA
Cynocephalus volans (Philippine flying lemur) is the source of this 2925-nucleotide messenger RNA. RefSeq names its product ring finger protein 4 (gene RNF4). Gene Ontology annotation, molecular function: zinc ion binding; transcription factor binding. Gene Ontology annotation, biological process: positive regulation of transcription by RNA polymerase II. NCBI's taxonomy places the organism in Eukaryota, Metazoa, Chordata, Mammalia, Dermoptera, Cynocephalidae. Bases 265 to 837 code for a protein of 190 amino acids. Gene Ontology annotation, cellular component: PML body. The transcript is spliced from 8 exons. The record is from RefSeq and is a predicted model, not a curated record.